UCCUCCCAACCCCCAAUAAACACACACCACUUGAUAUGUGGGUAUAAAUGGACAAUCUGCCUCUGUGAGGGUCAGUUUAUGUGUCUGAACCUUUAGAUCUGCUGUCUGUCACAAGUUUUGGUGUGUUAUUGUCAAAAGUGUUGCAUUUCUAAAGCAUUCUGCAAGGAGUUUAUAAGCUUGUGUUUGGCAGCCUCCGAACGUGUUUUAUAUCAGACAGCUAUGAGCGGCAAGUACAGUGUGGCAUUACAGGGCCCGGCGCCCUGGGGCUUCAGACUGCAAGGGGGCAAAGACUUUAACAUGCCCCUCUCCAUUUCAAGGCUGAUAGACGGAGGUAAAGCUGCGAAGGCAGGACUAUCUGUAGGAGAUUUGGUGUUGUCCAUCGAUGGCGUCUCUACUGACAACAUGAAUCACCUAGAAGCUCAAAACAAGAUCAAAUCCUGCACUGGAAAUCUCAGCCUUAACUUACAGAAAGCAUCCAGCCUUACAAAACCAGAUGUGGCACCAAAGGAUGAUUCUCCGGAAAUCAUCAAACCUGUUCCCAUGACAACCUCCAUUCCAUGUUCCUCUGACAUCACAAACUCCACCCACAUCACGUCAUCUUCCUAUAAAAGUGCUCAUCUGUUUGGAGGGGCGGGGUCACCGCACAUAGUCUCCAUUCCUUCCGCUGCAUCGGCUUUUGCGUCCGCUUUAUCGGGUCGAAUCCCUAAUCCACCGCCUCUACCCAGUCCCACCGGCUCACCCAAUCAACUACCUGCGGUGCCCCGCCCUUCCGUUUAUAACACGCCCAUCGAUCUCUACUCCGCUGAGAACGCCUGUGAGGUGGCCAUGGGCCAGAGGCGGGGCCUACUGGAGAGUCAGGGUGAGAGCUUACAGCUGAAUGGACUUCCCCGUAAGCACAUCACAGAGACGGACAUCGAGUUUUAUCACAUCCCAACUCACGGUGAUGCCAGCAGGAAGCGCAUCAUGGAGGACACAGAGGACUGGCGCCCUCGAACCGGGACAUCACAGUCACGAUCAUUUCGAAUCCUGGCACAGAUGACUGGCACCGAAUCUGAUUUUGAACAGCCACAGGAGAAUGAGACUACAAAAACAACAAGUGAGGAUUGUGAGGAGCCCAGCGUUCAUGUCACCUCUCCUGUUAAAACCAUGAUCAAAGCCCCAGGAACACCUGUCAAAAACACAGCAGGUUUCAUUACUCCCACUUUUGGUGUUGUGAGCAACAGCACACCUCUGGGUCCCGCCUUGGACCGUCCCAUGCCACGCCCACACCCAGAAGACGAAGCCUCAUUGGUCCAGAUGGCAGAGCACGUCCCAGCUGGCAAACGCACUCCUAUGUGUGCACACUGUAACAUGGUCAUCAGGGGUCCGUUUCUGGUGGCGAUGGGGAAAUCGUGGCACCCGGAGGAGUUUACGUGCGCUCACUGCAGCGUGUCUCUGAGUGAACUGGGUUUCGUUGAGGAGAAAGGCUCGGUUUACUGCCAGCACUGUUACGAAGAGUUCUUCGCCCCGACCUGCGCACGCUGCCAAUACAAAAUCAUGGGGGAAGUGAUUAAUGCCCUGAAGCAGACCUGGCAUGUGUACUGCUUCUUGUGCGCAUCUUGCCAGCAACCAAUAAGGAACAACACUUUUCACCUGGAGGAUGGAGAACCUUACUGCGAGAGAGAUUAUUACAGUCGGUUUGGGACAGGAUGCCGUGGUUGUGACUUCCCAAUAGAAGCAGGAGAUACGUUUCUGGAAGCUCUUGGAUUCACCUGGCAUGAUACUUGCUUUGUGUGCACGGUGUGCAGUGUCAGUCUGGAGGGUCAAAUGUUCUUCUCGAAAAAAGGCAAACCACUCUGCAAGAAACAUGCGCACAGUUUUAAAAUAUAAAUGAACAUUUUUGAAGUAUUAGCCAAUGUAAAAGAAUGCAUAUUUACAAAAAAAUAAUUGACACAUAAUCAUAUUAAAAGUGUGUGAGGGGAAAUAAGAGGUCUGGAUUCAGUUUGAUAUAUGAGAUGAUUGUGUUUUGUGUAAAAUCUGAAGCAUUAUAAAUUGAAAAUACGGACAAUGGAGAAGUUGAUUAUUGAUACCGGUGAUUAAUGUUUGUUUGAAAGUUAAAAGCACUUUUGGGAUGUUAGUUUUUUCUAUUUUUGUCCUUUACCAAACGUUAUUUAUGAAAUGAGAACUAAAA
Molecule: messenger RNA, 2170 nt
Organism: Paramisgurnus dabryanus
Lineage: Eukaryota; Metazoa; Chordata; Actinopteri; Cypriniformes; Cobitidae
Gene: pdlim5a
Product: PDZ and LIM domain 5a
Biological process (GO): muscle structure development; actin cytoskeleton organization; heart development
Cellular component (GO): Z disc; stress fiber; filamentous actin
Molecular function (GO): actin binding; muscle alpha-actinin binding
Source: RefSeq, a predicted model, not a curated record